GGGAACAGGCAGGUCUGAGGGUGUGCAUAGAGGAAGGGCAGUAGUGUGUAGGGUCCCAGGCACCUGGGGACAAACAGGGGGACGUGUUUGAGGAGUUGCUUGGUGGUGGGGAGCCGGGUGCCCCCCAGCAGUCAUGGGUGCCUCCAGCACCAGCAGUGCCAAAGGAUCCCAAACCUGCAGCUGUGUCCCCCUGAGUGCUGGCUCUGGGCCCCCGCCCCCUGGUGCCAGCUCUGGGUGCCAGCUGUGGCCGUUAUUUGGGAAAAAGGGAAGUUGGAAACUUUUCCUCCAACCGCCUGAAGGGCCUGGCUGGUGUCACCGUCAUGCUGGUGCCUCCCCCAUGUGGCUGUGGGAGGCUGCUGUGCCAAAAGCCUGCCUCCCUUUCCCAGAUCUUAGUUUGGGUGGCCAUGGGGGCUUCCAAAAGCCCCCCCAAGCAGAGGGCUCUGACGGGCACCCCCAUCACUGCCCAGGUGAGCGCCUGACUGCGGCCGAGAUGGACGAGCAGAGGAGACAGAACGUUGCCUACCAGUACCUCUGUCGCCUGGAGGAAGCCAAGCGCUGGAUGGAGGCCUGCCUGGGUGAGGGGCUGCCUCCCCCCACUGAGCUGGAGGAGACCCUGCGCAACGGGGUCCUCCUGGCCAAGCUGGGCCACUGCUUCGCCCCGGCUGUGGUCCCGCUGAAGAAGAUCUAUGAUUGUGAGCAGACUCGGUACAAGGCAGCUGGGCUUCACUUUCGGCACACGGAUAACAUCAACUACUGGCGUGAUGCCAUGAGCCAUGUGGGCCUUCCCUCGGUAAUGUCCCCCCUCUGCUCUCCCCAGCCAAGGGACACGCUGGCCUCUGCCCUGUGGCAGCACCGUGGGGAGUGCUGGUGUGGCAGGGGGUCUUUGUCUUUGCCCCUCACCCUUGGGCACCAUCCUGCCCAGGGACCGUCUCGAUGCCAUCCCCACCUGAGCUGUCUCUUGUCUUUCUGGCAGAUCUUCCACCCAGAGACCACCGACAUCUAUGACAAGAAGAACAUGCCCCGGGUGGUCUACUGCAUCCACGCACUCAGCUUGUACCUCUUCAAGCUGGGGCUGGCUCCUCAGAUCCAGGACCUGUAUGGCAAAGUGAAUUUCACAGAGGAGGAGAUCAACAACAUGAAGCGUGAGCUGGAGAAGUAUGGGCUGCAGUUGCCUGCCUUCAGCAAGAUCGGUGGCAUUUUGGCCAAUGAGCUCUCAGUGGAUGAAGCAGCAGUCCAUGCCGCAGUGCUGGCGAUCAACGAAGCUGUGGAUCAGGGGGUGGUGGCCCAGACGAUGGAGACCCUCCGCAACCCCAGUGCGAUGCUGCAGGACCUGCGUGGGGAGCUGGCAGGUGCCUACCAGGAGGUGCUGCACCGGGCGAAGCUGGAGAAGGGCAGCAAUGCCAGGAACAGGUAUCUGCAGGUGAUCCCUGAGGGAGAGGAUGUCUAUGACUGGUGUCUGACCCAGGCUGAAAUCCAAGGGAACAUCAACAAAGUGAACGUGCACGGGGCUCUGGAGGAGGUGGACGAUGCCCUGCAGAGACAGGAUGUGCCAGCACUGCACCGGGUGCUGCAGGACCCCGUCCUGGCCCUGCGCUGCCUCCAGCGCGACAACCUCCAGCUCUACUUGGAGCAGCUCAGCAUGGACCGGGAGCAGAAGGCACUGGACCUGGGCUACCUGGAGAUGCUGGACCAGAAGGAGGUGCAGGCAGGGAUCCUCACAGCCAACAGGAGGGGCGAGGAGGAGCGAGCCAUGCUGCUGGCUGUCAGCCGGAUCAACGCCGCCAUCCGCCGAGGGAUGCUGGCUGAAACCCUGGAAGCGCUGAUGGACCCUGCGGCGCAGCUGCCCGAUGUGCACCCCUCUGCUGCCCCCCUGUACCAGCACCAGCUGGCCCUGCUGCAGCGCCAGCACCCACAGGGUGAGCUGGCACAGGAGGAGCUGUUCGUGGCUGUGGAGAUGCUCUCGGCUGUGGCGCUGGUCAACCAAGCCCUGGAUGUCGGGGAUCCCGACGGGCUCUGGAGCAGCCUGGUCAGCCCUGCCCUGGGCCUCUCGGGAGUUGAGGAUGCAAAUGCACAACGGUACUUUGAGGACUUGCAGCAGCUGAAAGGCCAGCCUAGGGGAGCGGGAGCUGAAUUCCUGAGCUGGAAUGACAUUCAGGACAGUGUGAACAGCACCAAUUCAUUGGUGCAGGAUGAAAAUGACAGAGUCCACGCGGUCAGGCUGGUCAACGAGGCGCUGCUGCAGGCAGACCCCGAGAAGACGCUGGCGGCGCUGCUGCUGCUGGAGGCUGCCCUACCCGACAUCGCCCUCCCAACCGCCCAGCGCUACCACGACGUCCUGUCCCGGGCACGGAGGCAGAAAGCCCAGGCCAUGGGGGAUGACGGAGCUGUGCUUUGGUGGGAAGAGAUCCAGGAAGGAGUCUGCCGGGCUAACCAGGACACAGUGGCAGCCAGAAGGAUGGCUCUGGGCAUUGCUGCCAUCAACCAGGCCAUCAAGGAAGGGAAGACGGCGCAGACGCUGCGGGUGCUGCGCAACCCUGACGUGGCCCUGUGUGGUGUGGUGAGCGCCUGUGCCGGUGCCUACCAGGAGCAGCUGGCGGCUCUGGUGGCCACCAAGAGACCGGCAGGGAGUGAGAAGCUGUACUGGAUCCGGCACAGGCUGCCAGACGGUGCCGAGUACUACCUGAGCCUGAAGACCUUUGAGGGCAGCUGGCAGUGCCCACGCGACAGCGGCCUCAACACCACACACCUGAGCCGGGAGGAGAUCCAGUUGGUUGUCACCCGAGUGACGGCAGCGCACGACCGGGAGUGCCUGUGGGCAUCCAACACCUCCUUCGUGGUGAGGCUGCAGGCUCGGAUCCGGGGCUUCCUUGUUCGCCGGGAGUUCGCGGUACGACGGCACAUCCUGCGGGAGCAGCAGCCAGCUGCCGUCAGGAUCCAGGCUUGUUGGAGGGGGUACAAGCAACGCAGAGCUUACCUGGAGAGGCUGUGUUACCUGCGAGCCAACGCAGAGGCUGCAAUCAAGAUCCAGGCGGGUGUGAGGAUGUGGCAGGCUCGGAGGAAGUACCAGGAGAGGCUGCGCUACUUCAGGCAGAAUAUUAAAGCUGUAAUUAAAAUCCAGGCUUUUGUGCGAGCGAACAAGGCCCGUGGGGAUUACAGGAUGCUGGUCCAUACCAGGAGGCCACCACUGAGCAUCGUCCGGCGCUUCAUCCACUUGCUGGAGCAGAGCCAGCAUGACUUCUGGGAGGAGUCAGAGGUGCUGCGGCUGCAGGAGGAGGUGGUGAAGAGGAUCCGUGCCAGCCGGCAGCUGGAGAGUGACCUGGACCUCAUGGACAUCAAGAUCGGGCUGCUGGUCAAGAACAGGAUCACGCUGCAGGAGGUGGUCUCCCACUGCAAGAAGCUGACAAAGAAGAACAAGGAGCAGCUCUCAGAGAUGAUGUCCAUAGACAAGCAAAAGGGGCUCAAGUCACUCAGCAAGGAGAAGCGGCAGAAGCUGGAGGCCUACCAGCACCUCUUCUACCUGCUGCAGACACAGCCAGUCUACUUGGCCAGGCUGAUCUUCCAGAUGCCCCAGAACAAGUCCACCAAAUUCAUGGAGUCAGUAAUCUUCACGCUUUACAACUACGCAUCCAACCCACGGGAGGCUUAUCUGCUGCUCCAGCUCUUCAAAGUGGCGCUGCAGGAGGAGGUCAGGUGGGUGUCCAUGGGUGUCCUGGUCUGGGGACAGGCCUGGGCAAAGGCUGAACCAAGGGCAUCAUCUUGGAUGCAAUUAUCUCCUCUGGCUACUCCCUCCUGCUUGGAGAACACACAUACUGGUCCAUCCCCUCAUCCCAUCUGCCCUGUCUCUCUCCCCAGGUCCAAGGUGGACCAUGUCCAUGACAUCCUGACAGGGAACGCCACGGUGAUCCGGCUGGUGGUCAGCUUCUACCGCAACACGCGUGGGCAGAACGCCCUGCGGCAGAUCCUGGGAGGCCCAGUGCAGGAGGUCCUGCAGGACAAGGCCCUUGGCAUCCGUACCGACCCUGUGGACAUCUACAAGGCGUGGAUCAACCAGGCUGAGUCACAGAGUGGGCAGAGAAGCAAGCUCCCAUAUGAGGUCAGCCCUGAGCAGGCUCUUAGCCACCCUGAGGUCCAAAGGCGGCUGGAUAUUUCUAUCCAAAACCUCCUGGCAAUGACAGACAAGUUCGUCUCUGCCAUCACCUCUUCCGUUGACAAGAUCCCCUAUGGCAUGCGCUACAUGGCCAAAAUCCUGAGGACAUCUUUGACUGAGAAAUUCCCCAAGGCCCCGGCAGAGGAAAUCGAUAAGAUUGUGGGCAACCUGCUCUACUACCGCUUCAUGAACCCGGCUGUGGUGGCCCCCGAUGGCUUUGACAUCGUGGACAUCUCGGCUGGGGCGACCCUGCACCCCGAGCAGCGCCGCAGCCUGGGCUCCAUCGCCAAAGUGCUGCAGCACGCAGCCGCCCGCAAGGCCUUCGACGGGGAGAACGCGCAUCUCUGCGGGGUGAACCAGUACCUGGAGGACACCCACAACAAGUUCAGGAGGUUCAUCUCUGCUGCCUGCUGUGUCCCUGAACCAGAAGAGAGGUUUAAUAUGGAUGAGUACUCAGAGAUGGUGGCGGUGGCCAAACCAGUCAUCUACAUCACUGUGGGGGAGCUCAUCAACACACACAAGCUCCUGCUCGAGCACCAGGACUCCAUCGCACCGCAUCACGGAGACCCCCUGCACGAGCUCCUGGAGGAUCUUGAUGAGAUUCCUACAGUCCAGUCCCUGGUUGGGGAAAGUGUUGCCAGCCUGGCAGACAGUGGUGCUGAGCAGGUGCUCUCUCAGCUCAGCAGAACAGAGAUCUCCCUUACCCUCACUGGCAAGCUGCUGCCAGCGGCCAGCAGUGAGGAGAGUGACACGAGGAGCUUGCUGCUGAGCACCAAGCAGAUGCUGGUGGAUGUGAUCCAGUCCCAGUCAGGAGAUUCCCUCCCAGAAAUCCUGUGGACACAAGCCUUGGAGCACGAGGAAGCUGCCCACGACCGCCUUGUGCACAGGCGAGUGCUGCAGGAUGCCCAGACCCCCACCCAGCUGAAGUGGCACCGCUCCCUGGCUGCCAACGGUCAACUCUCCAUGGAGGAGAAGAAGCGCAAGAUCAUCCGUAACCUGCGGCACUUGGAGAGCCUGGGGCUGGUGGACUCUGCCCACCAGUACCAGGAGCUCAUUGAUGAGCUGGCCAAGGACAUCCGGAACCAGCGGCGCCACCGGCAGCACCGCCGCGCGGAACUCCUGAAGCUGAGGCAGACCCUGCACAGCCUCGAUGCCAAGACCUUAUUUUAUGAGGAGCAAAUUGAUUAUUACAACCAGUACAUCAAGACCUGCCUCGACAACCUGGCAGCCAGCAACAAGGUCAGCAGGAAGAGUAAGAAGCUGCCGUCGCUGCACUACACGGCGGCCCGGCUGUUGGAGAAGGGAGUGCUGCUGGAGAUCCAGGACCUGCCACCCAGCCAGUUCAAGAAUGUGAUUUUUGACAUCAUCCCCUGUGAGGAAUCGGGCAAGUUCCAGGUGAAAGCCAAAUUCAUGGGAAUUGACAUGGAGCACUUCCAGCUGCACUACCAGGACCUGCUGCAGCUGCAGUACGAGGGUGUAGCAGUCAUGAAGAUGUUUGGUAAGGCCAAGGUCAACGUUAACCUGCUCAUUUUCCUCCUCAACAAGAAGUUCUUCAAGAAGUAACAGGGGUGGGGGGGGGUGGAAUGGGCUACAGGGACGGGGGGACCAAUGAAAACCUGCCAAAGGCACCUUGGGGUUAGUGAUCCUGGGGCAGGGAAGUUUCUGCUGGCCAUGCAUCUUUCCUGCCUGGACACAGAGUGCUUGAGCACCUGCAGCUGGCUCAGCCCCAGCCCUGGGCACCCCAAGCUCGGUACUGAGCCGGUACCCGACCUCCUCGCAGAAGGAUGCGGCUGCCAAAGCUUUUGCAGCGCGUGUUGCUUUUAAAAUCUAUUUUUUUUUGUGGGUAUUUUGGCUGUUUAGUUCCUGUGUUGCCAACAGCCAGCUGCUCAAGGACACUGGAUUUCUGAACACUACACAGGUUUUUAGUGAUGUCAUAAAGGUAUUUUAAUAUAUAUAUAUAUUUCUUCCUCACAGUAAGGCUGGAGAAAUGUCAGAAUCAGUCUUUAUAUUGGGGGGUAGGAGAGGGGCAGAACACAGAGGCAAUAACUGCUUGUGAGGACAUCCGUGGCUGUUCCCUACUAAACUGAGGUGCAAUAGGAGAAUGUUGGUUUCCAAAGAUGAACUUCAUUGCUCUCCAGCCAGGCUGAGAACAGAUACAAAGCAGGGUGGCUCAGAGCCACUGCUCUCCCAUGGAUGCCACAGGGCACCAGAGCAGGGACCUCCCCUUUCUGGGUUUGCCUGGUAUUGGAUGUGGAGCAAUCCCAUGGCACUGUCUCAGCUGGGAUGGUGAUGUCUGUCUCCCCUCUUUAUUUGCUCUGGUGGGAGCAAAGUUUUCAAAUGUGGAUAAUGAUCGAGUUUGUCCACGGAUGCAUUUAAAGCACUUUCUCUUCAUGUGAGCCCCUUCCCUGGGAUGGGAAGGGAGCUGGUGGCAGUCCCAACCUCCCCCCAGCCCUGUCUCCAUCAGGCAUAGGAGCAGCAAGUCCCAAACCUGCUCCAUAAAGGAACUUUUUGGUGAGAUCGGAUUUGGAAUCUCCCUCACUGCUCAAGUAACUGCCUUGGGUUAGGGUUAGCCUUGAAGCUGGCUCAAUGGUACCUCAUCUAUUGCCAUCUGGGGCUCCGUCUUGUCUUUGAAAAGUCAUGUUUGUUUGUGAGGGUUUUAUGUGUUUUUUCUUUCCCUUCUGUCAUAUAAAAGCUGCAAACGGUGCUUACCCUCAUCCCUGCCCAUGCUGGAUUCCUGCUGUGCUGCCUCUGCUUGUUUACUUUAAAUAAAAUUGUAUUAGAAAAUGCAGAAUUGCUCUGGAUCAUUGUUUCCCCGUGGUCCUCACAAGCCUCUCCCCUGGCUUAUGAGGGUCUUUCAGACUCAUGACAUUCUCUGCAGUCUCCCAUGUCCAAAGAAGGUGCUUGUGGCCGUGGGCACCAGCCAUUAACCACCGUUAGAUGGGGACCGGCUCCCUCGCAGUGAUGCCAAGUCAGGCACUGAGGCAC
Pseudopipra pipra is the source of this 7132-nucleotide messenger RNA. RefSeq names its product IQ motif containing GTPase activating protein 3 (gene IQGAP3). The transcript has 35 exons. Gene Ontology annotation, cellular component: cell cortex. The record is from RefSeq and is a predicted model, not a curated record. Bases 134 to 5710 code for a protein of 1858 amino acids. Lineage: Eukaryota; Metazoa; Chordata; Aves; Passeriformes; Pipridae. Gene Ontology annotation, molecular function: actin filament binding; calmodulin binding; GTPase activator activity. Gene Ontology annotation, biological process: mitotic actomyosin contractile ring assembly actin filament organization; regulation of GTPase activity.